This is a messenger RNA of Scophthalmus maximus (turbot), 1651 nucleotides long. RefSeq names its product synaptosomal-associated protein 23. Gene Ontology annotation, cellular component: plasma membrane; SNARE complex. The record is from RefSeq and is a predicted model, not a curated record. The coding region runs from base 169 to 879 and encodes 236 amino acids. Gene Ontology annotation, molecular function: SNAP receptor activity; syntaxin binding. The transcript is spliced from 8 exons. Lineage: Eukaryota; Metazoa; Chordata; Actinopteri; Pleuronectiformes; Scophthalmidae. Gene Ontology annotation, biological process: synaptic vesicle fusion to presynaptic active zone membrane; exocytosis; synaptic vesicle priming.
CCCCACGUAGUUGUUUGAGUGGCUAUUUGGUAGUUGUCAGGGGGGGGGGAGAAAGAAAAAGCGGAACUAGCUAAACAGCAAGCUAGCAGCACGUUAGCUUGGCUAACGAGUUGGUUUGCCCCCAUCGGAUCCUGUCCAGUUUACGACACUCGGGCAACUUUUCGGACAAUGCCGCAAAAUAUCGAGCUCGGUGCCACAGGAGGAGCCUCCAAUCCGAACAGCAGCAACAUGGAAGAAAUGACUGUGGAACAGAUAACCAUGAGGGCCAACCAAGUGACCGACGAGUCGCUGGAAAGCACACGGCGGAUGCUGCAGAUGGCAGAGGAGAGCAGACAGACCGGCGUCAACACCAUGGUGAUGUUGGACCAGCAAGGAGAGCAGCUGAAGCGUGCGGACCAGGGCAUGGACCAGAUCAACCAGGAUAUGAGACUGGCCGAGAAGAACCUCACCGAUCUGUCCAAGUGCUGCGGCCUCUGUGUCUGCCCCUGUGACAGGGUGACAACUAUUGAGCACGACUCACGAUACAAGCGAACCUGGGGUCUCGGAGGAGAAGGAGAUGGCGAAAGUGAUGCCAGCGGCUCAAAGGUCGUCUCGAAGCAGCCCUCGGGGGUCCGCAACGGUCAGGCCCCCCAGAUGAAUGCCUCUGCGCCCUCAGGCCCGUACAUCCAGAGGGUAACCAACGACGCACGCGAGGACGAGAUGGAGGAGAAUCUCGACGCUGUCGGCGGCAUCAUUGGCAACCUGAAAACGAUGGCUGUGGACAUGGGCACCGAGAUAGACAAGCAAAACAAACACAUCGACCGCAUCACUGAAAAGGCGGACAUGAACAAGCAUCGCAUUGAUGAGGCGAACCAGAGAGCCAACAAGCUCAUCAAAUAGACCAGGAGCCCUGCUUCUGCCAAUUUCAUCUAUCAACCUUGAGCCUCUGUCGCCCCACACACACACACACACACACACACACACACACACACACACACACACACACACACACACUUUGACAACAACUCUGGGAGAAUGUUCAUGCCAGCCUGUGUGCCUGCCUUUACUGCACUAAUAUGUCAAGAGAGUACACAAACGUUUAUACAUUAUACGUCUCUGAAUUUGCCGCCACCGCAUCAUACCCUUUUUAAUAUGCAUAUUCGUAGUCAUGCUGGACUCGGGGAGGCAGCGUGGACGUCAGAAGCAAGUGACUGACCGUCUAUCUCUGCUGUUUCACACCAGACUUGCACCCGACCUGUUGUAUCGUAUGGCAACACUCACAUGAUGGAAAGAAGCACAGGUCAAAUACUCUUGUUACCUAUUCCCCCCCUUUCGCCUUUCUCUAAACUUAAAGUGCUAUGAACUGUCUUUGUUUGUGCCUCUCUGGGUAUGUUUGGAUGAUCCAUAGUCAUUAGCUGUCUUUUAGUGAUAAACAGCAUUAAUGUAUAUAUCAACCGCCCCCUCACUGUCCUCAUAGAGAUGCAUCUCGUUUAAUCACAAAGCGUAAUCGUUGGUCUGAAACAAAUAUGAUCUUUUCCCAAAUUCCUAUUGGUUCAACGUGUAAUUAAGUUUAAUGUAUCAUGUGUUGUUUUUGAGAUGAUGUGCCUAUUUAAUUAUUCUUUAUCGAGCAGAAAUGACUUGUGAAUAAAGUUGUCUUCCCUUUUUUUUUAAA